Molecule: messenger RNA, 1151 nt
Organism: Cryptococcus deneoformans JEC21
Lineage: Eukaryota; Fungi; Basidiomycota; Tremellomycetes; Tremellales; Cryptococcaceae
Exons: 5
Coding region: 87-809 (240 amino acids)
Source: RefSeq, a predicted model, not a curated record
UCCCCCCCUAGCUUUUUCCAUCCCAACUUUACCCUCCUUCCCACACCCCCUGCACAGCUUUACGCACAGUCCCUCUUUACACAGCCAUGAGACUCGCCACCGCCCUCACCCUCCCCCUCCUCGCCCUCCCCCUCGCCCGCGCCAUCAUCACCCCCACCUCCCCCGACGGCUCCACCGUCGUCGCCGUCGGCGACUCCAUCCAAGCUCUCUGGACCAUCGACUCCACCGACGGCUGGACCGACGUCGAGAUCCAGCUCAUGACCGGGAGCAACCUCGCUAUGGUCCCCCUCGCCACCGUCGCUACAGGUAUCGACGGGACUUCUGCCACCUCCUUCUCCUUUGCAGCCCCCGACGUGAGCCCCUACUCCAAAAUCUACUUUCUCCAGUUCACCAAUGGCGGCGACAUGACCAACGUCACUUGGACAACCCGAUUCACCAUUGCGGGCGCUGACGGAUCCACCACCGAGCCUACCAACUCUACCGACUCUGUCGAAUGGGGCACCGGCCAACUCCUUUCCUCCGUCUCUGCAUCUUCCGGCAACUCUUCGUCCUCUGAAACAGCUUCGACUUCUGCUUCCGCCGUCGCUGCUGCUGUCACCGCCUCCUCCUCUUCCUCCUCCUCUUCCUCCUUCUCCUCCUCCACCUCCGAGUCCGCCACGUCCAACUCUGCCACACCCUCUGCAUCCUCCGCCAACGCUUCUUCCGACUCUUCCACCUCUUCCGACUCUUCCACCUCUUCCGGCAGCCGUCUCCACGUCGGACUCGUAUCCAUCUUUAUCGCCUCUGCUCUUGGUAUCGCUUUGAUCUAGAGCCAAGUCCGACAUUCGGUCUGAAAUUGGACACCUAAAACAAAACGGUAAUAUAUACGGACAUUUAUACUUUUUUUACUUUUUACGAAAAAAAAAACAAGACGUUUAUAGAUUGAACGAUACAACGAAAUACCCUACCCGGCUUUAAAGCAAACCAUACUACGUUAUCCCCUGUCCCUUAUAUCGUCCAUUGAAAACAACUACUCGAGGAGAAGUUUAGACGAAAUACGACCGAUAGUUACACAUAGUAAUACAACUUGGCUCUUUUUUUGGGUUAUCCUUGUUACUUGUGGAUGGCUGAACACCAAUGAUGAUUUCUGGGACAUGGGCAUGCAACUCUUU